AUGAAGUCCUUCACCUACGUCGUUGCCGCCCUGGUUUUGGCCCUCGCUCUCUCGUCUGUCGCUUUGGCCGCGCCUCCAAUCACCACUAUCAUUACCACUACUGAGUCCGGAAAGCCCAAGCCUACCCAUAGCGAGUCCGUCUCCUCCUCCUCUGCAGCGUCGACCAGCAUCACCAGCUCGGUCACCUUCCCUGUAAUUACCACCACGACCUCUGUCGCUGGUGGCACCACUUCCUCCUCCGCCGUGGCCUCACCAACGAUCACCAACAAGCCCUCGAGCGCGAAUUCCUUGGCUGCCAACUCGUUCGUCGCUAUCGUUGGCUUGUCUCUUGCCAUGGCCAUCGGCUUCUAA
This is a messenger RNA of Gamsiella multidivaricata, 351 nucleotides long. RefSeq lists its product as uncharacterized. Lineage: Eukaryota; Fungi; Mortierellomycota; Mortierellomycetes; Mortierellales; Mortierellaceae. Bases 1 to 351 code for a protein of 116 amino acids. The record is from RefSeq and is a predicted model, not a curated record. The transcript has a single exon.